AAGGGAUGGGCAAUUAAGUUGGGCUUUAAAGAUAUGUUGGGCCUUAUUACUGAGGCUCUAAUUGGGCCUCUUCUCUGCUUAUUGACUCUGCUCUAAGCAGGCAGAGUCAAUAAGGCAACAUUCCGGUUAGAGAUCUUUGGCCGCCGGAGAUGAUGGCCGCCAUAAGAGCAGCGAUUCUCAAGCGACAAGACUAUUGUUCUUACAUCAAAACAGCUUUUUUCCAUUCCACUCCCAUCUUACUACGCAAACAUCAAUCCAAUUCAAAAGCUCGAAGCAAAAGGUUGGGAAGAAAGAAGGCAAAGCAAGAUUUGCGUCGUAAUGUGAAUGCUUUUGCACAACACUUAUUCGGGAUUUGGAGUGAUGGGUUUGAUUACUCUGGUAAGCACACCUCGUGGUUUGAGAAACAGUACUCUAGAGUUUCCAAAAGGAAUCGGAAUGGUAAAAGACACAUCCCUCAACAUUUGGAUAAAAGAUGUUUUGAUUUUAGCGAAGUUGAUGAUGGAUAUGAAAUUGAGCACUUUUUGCGGACUGCAUUGGGUGGAUCCCGACGUUUCUCUUGGUCAAACACUCAUGGAGAGGGGGGAACUCGCUCGGGGAGGUACUCUAGCAACUUUAGAAAAUCUUGGGGUUCGAGAUAUCGAUUAGAUGAAGAAGAAGGAGAUAAGUAUUCUUCAACAGAAUCGAGCGACACAGAACCAAACCAGGAGUCUCAUAGACAAGCACUUGGUUUGAGUUCAUCAGGUCCCUUAAACCUUGAAGAUGUCAAAAUUGCAUACCGAGCUUGUGCAUUAAAAUGGCAUCCAGAUCGUCACCACGCCUCUACCAAGAAUGAAGCUGAGGAAAAGUUCAAGCUCUGCACUGUGGCAUAUCAAUCUUUAUGCGAAAAGCUAGCCAUGAACUAAUAGGGUAGUUUAUCACCUCGAGUUUUGAUAAGAGUUGAAUAGGGUAUGAUAAGCGGUUAGCUCAGAGAGAUUGCAAGAUCUUUUCUCUGACCACGGCGAUGCAGAUUGUUUAUUGACUCUGUGUUUGAUACCGACUGCAAUUAGUGUCACUCUCAGAAUGAAUCACAUAUAAACCUGGCUUUUCUCCAGUUUUCUUGUGUUGACGAAUGUA
Arabidopsis lyrata subsp. lyrata is the source of this 1113-nucleotide messenger RNA. RefSeq lists its product as uncharacterized. The record is from RefSeq and is a predicted model, not a curated record. Bases 150 to 902 code for a protein of 250 amino acids. The transcript has 6 exons. NCBI's taxonomy places the organism in Eukaryota, Viridiplantae, Streptophyta, Magnoliopsida, Brassicales, Brassicaceae.